This is a messenger RNA of Onychomys torridus (southern grasshopper mouse), 5457 nucleotides long. RefSeq names its product palladin, cytoskeletal associated protein (gene Palld). The transcript has 20 exons. Bases 523 to 3537 code for a protein of 1004 amino acids. The record is from RefSeq and is a predicted model, not a curated record. Gene Ontology annotation, biological process: actin cytoskeleton organization; cell migration. NCBI's taxonomy places the organism in Eukaryota, Metazoa, Chordata, Mammalia, Rodentia, Cricetidae.
ACUCGCUCACACCCGGCGCACACGCGCCCCUCUGCAGACGCGGUGCACUCGCGCGGCUGCAGUCCAGCUGCUGGCUCGGGCGGCGGGGACGGGGACCCACGUCCUCUGGCGUCUCCACCACCGCAGGCUGCUGGGAGCCCAGCGCUAGGCGACCCGGCUGCCUGAGCACGCUCCUGCUCCGCGACCUCCAGCCCUCUAAUUGCCCGCAGAGAGCGGGCGGGAUCCGAAAGAGCCCAGGGGAGCUUCUUCGGCGGGGUGUGCCGAGCGUGUUCGGUGCCCAGCUGAUGGUUCUGUGAGGGAAAGGAGCUGUACAACAGUCCUGACAUUCAGAUCUGUAGCGACGGUGGGGAGCUGCACACCUUGGUCAUUGCUGAGGCCUUUGAGGACGACACAGGUCGCUACACGUGUCUGGCUACAAACCCCAACGGCUCAGACACCACAUCCGCAGAGGUGUUCAUUGAAGGAGCCAGUUCCACAGACUCUGACGGUGAAAGCUUACCUUUUGUAUCAAAAGCUGGAGCUAUGCCACAAGCUCAAAAGAAAACCACUUCUGUUUCCUUGACCAUAGGAACCUCAUCUCCCAAGACAGGAGUGACCACAGCUGUGAUCCAGCCCUUAUCUGUUCCUGUGCAACAGGUUCACAGUCCGACUUCGUAUCUCUGCCGACCUGAUGGAGCCGCCACGGGCUGUCUUCUUCCUGUUUUUACUAAGGAACUACAGAACACAGCAGCCUCCGAGGGCCAGGUGGUGGUCCUGGAAUGCCGAGUCAGGGGAGCACCCCCGAUGCAGGUCCAGUGGUUCCGGCAAGGGAGUGAAAUCCAAGACUCUCCAGACUUCAGAAUUCUCCAGAAAAAGCCUAGAUCAACAGCUGAACCUGAGGAGAUCUGCACCCUUGUCAUUGCUGAGAGCUUUCCUGAAGAUGCAGGCAUCUUUACCUGCUCAGCCAGAAAUGACUAUGGAUCAGUGACCAGCACUGCUCAGCUUGUUAUCACCUCGGCCAACACUGACAACUGUAGCUAUGACUCAGUAGGAGAGCCCAACAGUGAUCACGACCAACACUUUCCACCUCCCCCUCCAAUCUUGGAGACAGGUUCCUAUGAGAUGGCAUCCCAGAAGCCAUCUGAAAUCCAGCAGGUGAACAGCCCCGACUUAGGACUUAACAUGGCAACACUUCAAAUGCAAUUCAACUCUUCGGAGAGGGAGACCAAUGGAGUUCAUCCCAGCCAUGGAGUCAAUGGGCUGAUUAAUGGCAAAACUUAUGGCAAUAAAUCUCCUCCAACACCAGCUGCCCUGCUUUCGCCCACUAAGGAACCACCACCUCUGCUUGCCAAACCCAAACUGGAUCCUCUGAAGCUUCAGCAGCUGCAGAACCAAGUGCGCUUGGAGCAGGAGGCGGGUGCCUGGCCCCCGGCGCCCCCGGGUCUCCCUUGCAACAGCAGCAGCAGCGGCAGCAGCGCGCCCCCGUCGCCGCCCUUCCCGCCGCCGCCGCCCGCCUUCCCCGAGCUCGCGGCCCGCGCGUCGCCGGUGCCCGCGGAGCCCAUGAGCGCGCUGGCCUCCCGCGCCGCCACCAUGCAGUCCUCGGGCUCCUUCAACUACGCUCGCCCCAAGCAGUUCAUCGCCGCGCAGAACCUGGGCCCGGCGUCGGGGCUGGCCACGCCCGCCUCCAGCCCCAGCUCGUCCAGCCUGCCGUCGCCUCUGUCCCCGACGCCCAGGCCGUUCGGCCGCGCGCCCGGGCCACCCUUCGCGGAACCCGAGGCCAUGUGGGGCCCGUCCUCGCCCUCGCCGCCACCGCCACCGCCGCCCGUCUUCAGUCCCUCCGCGGCCUUCCCGGUGCCCGACGUGUUCCCGCUGCCGCCGCCGCCGCCGCCGCCGCCGCUGCCCAGCUCCGCCUCGCACUGCGGCUCGCCAGCCCGCUUCGGCCCCGGCCAGACGCCCGCAGCCUUCCUCAGCGCCCUGCUGCCCUCGCAGCCGCAGCCCGUCGCUGUCAACGCCCUGGGGCUGCCCAAGGGCGUCACCCCCGCGGGAUUUCCGAAGAAGGCCAGUAGAACUGCUAGAAUAGCAUCUGAUGAGGAGAUUCAAGGCACCAAGGAUGCUGUCAUUCAAGACCUGGAACGGAAACUUCGCUUCAAGGAGGACCUUCUGAACAAUGGCCAGCCGAGACUAACAUAUGAGGAAAGAAUGGCCCGCCGCUUGCUGGGUGCCGACAGCGCAAAUGUCUUCAACAUCCAGGAGCCGGAAGAAACCGCAGCCAAUCAGGAGUACAAAGUCUCCAGCUGUGAGCAGAGGCUGAUAAGUGAGAUAGAGUACAGGCUGGAGCGCUCUCCUGUGGAUGAGUCGGGGGAUGAGGCGCAGUAUCCCGAUGUGCCUGCAGAAAGCGCAGCCGCGCCCUUCUUUGAGAUGAAGCUGAAACAUUACAAGAUCUUUGAGGGGAUGCCUGUGACGUUCACGUGUCGAGUGGCUGGGAACCCAACGCCAAAGAUCUAUUGGUUCAAAGAUGGCAAGCAGAUUUCCCCAAAGAGUGAUCACUACACCAUUCAGAGAGACCUUGAUGGGACCUGCUCCCUCCACACCGUGGCCUCUACCCUCGACGAUGAUGGGAACUAUACAAUCAUGGCUGCCAACCCUCAGGGCCGUGUCAGUUGUACGGGACGGCUAAUGGUGCAGGCUGUCAACCAAAGAGGUCGCAGUCCCCGCUCUCCCUUGGGCCAUCCUCAUGCCAGAAGGCCUCGCUCUCGAUCAAGGGACAGUGGCGAUGAAAACGAGCCCAUUCAGGAGCGAUUCUUCAGGCCUCACUUCCUGCAGGCUCCUGGAGAUCUGACUGUCCAGGAAGGCAAGCUCUGCCGGAUGGACUGCAAAGUCAGUGGGUUACCAACCCCAGAUCUCAGCUGGCAACUUGAUGGGAAGCCCAUCCGCCCUGACAGUGCUCACAAGAUGCUGGUCCGUGAGAAUGGAGUACACUCCCUCAUCAUAGAGCCGGUCACGUCCCGGGAUGCUGGCAUCUACACAUGUAUUGCCACCAACAGAGCAGGACAGAACUCUUUUAACCUGGAGCUUGUGGUUGCUGCUAAAGAAGCACACAAGGCUCCCAUGUUUAUUGAAAAGCUGCAAAACACAGGGGUAGCUGAUGGGUACCCAGUGAGGCUGGAAUGCCGAGUUUUGGGAGUACCACCACCUCAGAUAUUUUGGAAGAAAGAAAAUGAAUCUCUCACUCACAGCACUGAUCGAGUAAGCAUGCACCAGGAUAAUCACGGCUACAUCUGUCUGCUCAUUCAGGGAGCCACAAAAGAAGACGCUGGCUGGUAUACUGUGUCGGCCAAGAACGAAGCAGGCAUUGUGUCCUGCACUGCCAGGCUCGAUGUCUACACCCAGUGGCACCAGCAGCCACCGACCACCAAGCCAAAAAAAGUACGGCCCUCGGCCAGUCGCUAUGCGGCACUUUCGGACCAGGGACUAGACAUCAAAGCCGCCUUCCAACCUGAAGCAAGCCCACCUCACCUGACACUCAACAGCGGCUUGGUAGAAAGUGAGGACCUGUGAUCAGCACCUCUGCUGAAGCUGAAAACUGAUCGCCAUUGCUUCAACCAACAUACUCCUCUGUCACACUAUGUAAAAGGCAGAAGUAUACUUUUGACUUUAAGAAAUUUAAAAAAACAAAAAAAACCAAAAACACCAAAAUCCUAUUUUUCUUACCUGAUAGGGAAUCUAAGUAAGUGAUGCUUAUCAAAAUGUACACAUUGCACAGAAAAUUCACAUUUGUUGUCCAAGUUAAAACUUUUGGAAUUGGUUGUGAUUAAAAUGGUCUGAAAUGCCAAAAUGCCAAGUAAACUCUUCAAAGGUGACCAUGAUUUAAGCUAUCUACAAGUGCCUUCAAACACAGGCUGUGGGUGCUGUAAUGUGGCGUGUGAAAUGUUUGACAGAUACUACAGGGACUCUCAAGUGUCUACAGAUGGUUACCCUAACCAAGUGCAAUAUGGAAGGGUGGGAAAGAGUGAUGGAAAAUCCAAGUGAAUGCCUUGUCUUUGCAAACCGCUCCUGUUAAAUCAGAAAGAAGGAAUUCCUUGCCUUCGAUUUCAUCCGUAUCAGGAGUUUCCUUUCUAUGCUACUUCAGUACAAAGCUUACAAUCUAUAGUAACUAAAAGGCUAAUUUAAACUUAAGCCAUUUCAGUUGUUCUGGAGAAAGCAGACCUGUAUUACAGUCCAUUCCACACAAGGCAUCCGAGCCACCCAAAUGACCAAGGCAUGUAGUAUUUGGAGGAAACAGGUUUGGAAGGCAUGGGAAGAAGGAAGGAAGGAAUUGCUACCCACACAGGGAUCUCACAUCCAUUUAGAUGAAAGCAUCAGGGGGGACAGGCCCUUCGUUGGUUUUCUUCUAAACCUUAAAAACAUAGAUGCAAAGACACUGCCGUGAACCAGCCGAGGGCUCCAGGGGGUCACGUGGAAGUCUGGAGCGCAUGAGUGGUAGCGACUUCCAUGUAGCUGAAGUGUGUAGUAGUUGAUGAUGUUAGUGUGUAGAGUAAGUUGGACAUGGGCUGAGACUGUAAGGGUGGUAAGUGAGAAGUAGCCUAUAGGGUCCAGUCUGCCAGAGGGGAAUGGAGACUUGAGAGACAGAAACAAGCUUGUGCUACAAUGAAUUUCUUUUCCGUUGGCACUAAGAGGUGGUGAAUGGAAAUUUCUAGUCCCUUCACUUCCCUGAUGCCAUGGAACCUAGCCUUAAGAAGGGCCAGGCUCUGAGCAUCUACAAGGCCAAGCUGCAAAGACCGACUUUUGCAUGCACGAUUCUGCCUCAGCUAAAUGGAGUUGAUUCUGACCAGACUUGAUAACUUUAAGUCGGAACCAAUAUUUUUCCUUGUCAAUGAGAGAAAAUAAUUCGGCCUGAUAGUAUAAAACAUGAGGCUUUAAUGGUACUUUGCUACGAAAAGAAGACACUGUGUUCCUCAUGCAAAACAUACCUAUUGCUCAUUAUUUAUAAAAGUGUUGAACUUUCUUAGCUCAGUUACUCGAUUCAUACAUAGUGCUUCUUAAACUAAUUUUAUAUCUGUAACCACCCCAUAUAUUUUGUAUUACUGCUUCACAUGUACAGCUUUCUACUUUUAUAAGAACACCAACCAACCAAGUUUUAGCAGGCUUGAGCACAGGGUGGCAGAUGUUCUCUACAGUGUGGUACCAGUCUCUGACCACAGACACAUGGCUAAUGGGGGAUUUAAGUAACCAUGCAGGGUCUUACGGACCUAUCUCUGUUGUAGAAUUGUGACCUAUAUUAUAUCAUACUUGCCAAAUUUUCCUGAAUGUGACUUUUUUUUUGCUAAUUUACCGGGCUUGGGAUUAGCUAGCAUUCUUUGGCCGCCUUUUAUGUUGUAUUUAUGAAAAAACAAAAACAAAACAAAAAAAGUACUACCAUACUUUGGAUUGUUAUGCUGUUGUAAUGUGGACUUAAUAUCAAUAAAUAAAUAUUUAACA